Annulohypoxylon maeteangense is the source of this 3186-nucleotide messenger RNA. RefSeq names its product Spc98 family-domain-containing protein. Lineage: Eukaryota; Fungi; Ascomycota; Sordariomycetes; Xylariales; Hypoxylaceae. Gene Ontology annotation, molecular function: gamma-tubulin binding; microtubule minus-end binding. Gene Ontology annotation, biological process: meiotic cell cycle; cytoplasmic microtubule organization; spindle assembly. Gene Ontology annotation, cellular component: centrosome; spindle pole; equatorial microtubule organizing center. The transcript is spliced from 3 exons. The record is from RefSeq and is a predicted model, not a curated record. Bases 109 to 2853 code for a protein of 914 amino acids.
CUCAACUUUGGACCUAAGCUGCAUUUACUUGACGACAACAGAAUUACGUCAAUUUGACACGCAUGGUACUGGGGCAAAGGAAUUUCCCGAUGUCGCCAUCCAGUGACCAUGUCUUCGAGGGUCUCCAAUCAUUCAGAGAGGCGCACAAAUGGCACCAGCGAUAAUGACAGCAACCCAAGACCCCGCGGAGGUGGUCAACCUUCGCGAAGCUCACAACAUCAAAGAGGUACACGUUCCCCACAGGCUGCCGAUAUAAACCCUCCUCACAAGCGGACCGCAUCAGGAAAUCCACGACCGGCUAGUAGGACCGUAGAAGAGCGAAGGACCGAGCGCACAACUAUCACUACUAAAGAGAAGCUCAUCUCGCGAACAAAAAGUCCGGAAAGACGAUCUAAGGAUGCGCCUCCACCAGAGAAAUGGAAGGCGAAAGAGGCUCCGAAGUCUCGUCAGCCAGAGACGAAAUCGAAGGAACCAAAACUUGACGCUGCACUAGCCGUAUGGGAACCUAUAGCUAGAUUAGCUAAACACUCAUCUGCGCCUCUCGCGGUUCGCGUAUCAGUCCCCCCUCCAGCUUCCCAAGCGCCGCAAUCUUUACAGCCGCAGCCCCUUCACGAGUUAUCCCUAGAAAUGCAGGAGGCAGCCAUCAUCGAGGAUAUACUGUAUGUAUUCAUGGGAUACGAGGGACAAUAUAUCCGACAUUCCUAUUCGUAUGACCCUGAUGAAGAGAGAGAUCGACUUGCAGGCCCCGAAUUUAGAAUACUCCCAGGACUCGACCCUAGUCUUCAGGACUUGACAAUAUCAAUGCUGAAAAUGGCGACUUACUACUCUGCCCUCGAUACUUUCAUCGAUGUACAGAGCAGAGCAGAAUUUGGUGCUGUCAACCACGCCCUGUGCGCUGCCAUUAGGAAGUUCUUGCAGGAUUAUCUAGUCAUGGUUGCCCAGUUGGAGACUCAGUUCCUAACCAAUGAGACCUUUACCCUACACCUCCUCAACGUCCAUAUCCUACCCACAAGUCAGAUGAUGUACCAGCUAUAUUCAUUAGCCCACGAGUUCUUAAAAAGAAAUGCGCUUGUCGAUGUUGAGAGUGAAGAAGAAGAUGAAGACGAAGAGGAUUUCGAUAUCAUCCUAGCGAACUUGCAACGAGAAAACGAGUACAUGACAGGGAACUUAACGGGCAAAAAGAUUUGCAAAGGCGGCGUGGUUAUAGGUUUGAUCACCAAGAGAUUGGAUACCAUGUCCGGAGAUCCCGCCGCAAGGUCGCUAUUAACAUCUUUACUACGCGACGCUAGUCGACCAUAUAUGGCAAUGUUAAAUGAAUGGCUCCAUCACGGAGAAAUCAGAGAUCCCCAUUCCGAGUUUCUUAUUAAAGAGCAAAAGAGUAUCAAGCGAGACCGACUAGAACAGGACUAUACGGAUGACUAUUGGGAGAGAAGAUAUACCAUCCGCGAGCGUGGUAUACCCCCGCAAUUACUGGGUGUCAAAGACAAAGUUCUCCUCGCAGGAAAAUAUCUCAAUGUCGUGCGGGAAUGUGGAGGUGUUGACGUUAGUAAGGUUGCCCAAGACGUCCCCCAAUCUUUUGAUGACGCGCGAUUCUUGGAUAAUGUCAACAACGCCUAUGCUCAUGCGAACGAAUCGCUCAUGAAGUUGCUCCUAACUACACAUGCUCUCCCUGCAAGAUUGCGUUCACUAAAGCAUUACUUCUUCCUCGACCCGUCUGAUUAUUUUACCUAUUUUAUGGAACUCAGCGCAUCGGAGUUGCGAAAACCUGUAAAAUCCGUCAACACCGUUAAACUGCAGUCCCUGCUAGAUCUCGUACUACGGCAGCCCGGUAGCAUCGUGUCUUUAGACCCGUUCAAGGAAGACGUUCACAUAGAAAUGAACGAGGUCAGCCUUAUCAAGAUGUUACAGCGCGUUGUUAAUAUCACAGGCAUUGAGCAAGGGGAGGUCUUACAACCUCUAAGCAAUCAACCUAUUGAAAACGAUAGGAAUGCACUCGGCUUCACCUCGCUACAGCUUGACUAUACGGUACCCUUCCCCGUAUCACUUGUGAUAAGCCGAAAAACAGUAUGGCGGUACCAAGCUUUGUUCCGCUAUCUACUAUCAUUGAGAUAUUUAGAGUCACAGCUGACGACAACAUGGCAAACCCAUAAUACUGGUAUCGUCUGGUGCCAUAAGUCAUCGGCGAGGCGCAUUGAAAUCUGGAAGAGACGAGUAUGGACUCUGAGAGCUCGAAUGAUAGUUUUUGUCCAACAACUCCUCUACUUUUGCACUCUAGAGGUCAUCGAGCCCAAUUGGCAAUCUCUAAUGUCAAGACUCAAAGCUAAGGACGGUAGUCUAGAUGGAUCGGGCAAGCCAGAUCGAACGGUGGAUGAGUUGAUGCAAGACCAUGUGGACUUUUUAGAUACUUGUCUCAAGGGUUGCAUGCUUACGAACGGCAAGCUAAUUCGAAUUCAUUCGAAACUAAUGCAGACCUGUACCGUUUUCGCUGCUCACAUGAACUGGCUGUCGCGUGAGCUGGAAAAGACAGAUCCGGAUCUGGUAGGUCACAUACAACCGCCGAACAUGACCGACAAGGAGUGGAAGCGAUUCCAAACAGUAAAGUCUCAAAAGUCACAUAACGACAGCUCAACCAGUCAUCUUCAGGAUGACGACGCCCGACUCAACAACCUAAACGAAAUUAUCAGAGGCUGGGAAAAGAAUUUUAGCCGACAUCUACAAAUUCUAUUAGAUGCCUUAAAUCACUAUGCUGCGACGGAGACUGUGGUCCUAUUAAGCUUGUGCGCGAGGCUAGCAACUGCUAACCAGGGAACCGAAUUCGCAGGUCCCCGUCCCGAGGGGGAAGCAGCUGUAUGAAUAUCCCAUGUUAGUAAUGGGUUUUCUGGUGUGGCGUAACGUAUCGACGUGAGUGAUGUUUCUAAGGGGCUGAGAGUCACGUAUGGCGUUUAGGCGGGAUGAAAAUAGUUGGCUUAAGGCAGAGUCAUCAGCUACGCAGUGAAGAGAUACCUUUUACCUUUCCCUGUACCUUGAAUUACGAGUUAUCCUGUUUUUGUCAUAACAUUGGGGGGCGCUCUAUUCCUCCGGAACAUUGUAUUACUUAUUUGCUUCGUCGCCAUCGCUCUAGUGUAGGGCUGCUUCCUUUGAGUUUUUUAUGCAUUCUAUGGGAGGCAAUCAACAUGUAUGGAUCUU